CCUUUUCUAACGCCUUUAGUCCUCUCUCUCUCUCUCCCUCCCAUGCAUACCUUUUCUACCCUCUUCACUGCCAAACUAUUUAUCGAUUUGUGUCCACUAAAUUAGACACUCAUUUUCCCCACAAACUUUGGUCUCACUACACUCUCUCUCUCUCUCUCUCUCUCUCUCAGAUAUUCGUACACAUAUUCAUACAGAUUCUAUGGAAGAGCUAAUAAUCUCUCCCUCUUCAUCCUCUUCAUUAGUAUCUUUACCACAAGAAACCUCACCAUCCCUACAACAAAGGCUUCAGUUUAUUGUCCAGUCUCAGCCAGACUGGUGGUCGUACGCGAUUUUUUGGCAAACCUCGACCGACCACCAGGACAAUGGCCGUCUCCUUCUGACAUGGGGAGACGGCCAUUUCCAAGGCUCCAAAGACCCCUCCGCCAAACACCACAACAACCCCUAUGGGAUUCUCUCAGAAAGAAGGAAAAUCCUCAAGGGCAUUCAAUCUCUCAUCAACGACAACAACCCAGAUCAUCAUCAAGACAGCAUCAUGGAUCACAUGGGCUUGGACGCCGACGUCUCCGACGGCGAGUGGUUCUACGUCAUGUCGUUGGCUCGAUCUUUCUCCAUUGGCGACAGCGCCAUUAGCGCUAGUGUUCCCGGCAAGGCCUUCAGCUCCGGCUCUGUGGUGUGGCUCACUGGCGCCCAUGAGCUCCAAUUCUACAACUGCGACAGAGCCAAAGAGGCCCAAAUGCAUGGCUUUCAAACCCUGGUCUGCAUCCCAACCCCCACCGGCGUUCUCGAAAUGGGUUCUUCAGAUUCGAUCAGAGAAAACUGGAGCCUGGUCCAGCAGGCCAAGUCGUUAUUCCGAUCGGACUUCAUCUGCUCGGUAGCAGACCAACCCGACCCGGAAACCAGAUCCCCCAUCGACUUCAUAAACCGAAACUUCUCUUUCGCCGAUAUCGGAAUCAUCGCCGGCGUAGAAGAAGAGGAGGACGACAAGAAGGAAGUGGCGCUGGACUUGACGAUGAUGAAGAGGAAGGGUGGAAACCCGGGAACGGGUCUGUUCCCGGAUCCAAACCCGAACCCGAAGCCAGACUACUCGGACUCCGACGGCCCGAAACGGACACCGAAAAAGCGGGGCCGAAAACCGGGUCUGGGCCGCGACACGCCGUUGAACCAUGUGGAGGCGGAGCGGCAGCGGCGGGAGAAACUGAACCACCGGUUCUACGCACUGCGGGCGGUGGUCCCCAACGUGUCGAGAAUGGACAAGGCGUCGCUGCUAUCCGACGCCGUUUCUUAUAUCAACGAGCUGAAGACGAAGGUGGACGAAUUGGAGUCGCAGGUACAGAGAGAGUCAAAGAAAGUCAAGGUCGAAACAGGAGAUAAUCUGGACAUCCAGAGCACCACCACGUCCGUGGAGCAGAUCGCGAAGCCCCCCAGUUCGUCUGCGAAUGGGUCUGGGCUCGAAGUGGAGGUGAAGAUUGUGGGCACCGACGCCAUGAUUAGGGUGCAGUCAGAGAAUGUGAACUACCCAUCCGCCAGAUUAAUGGCGGCGCUGCGGGACUUGGAGUUGCAGAUCCACCAUGCGAGCUUGUCUUGCAUCAACGAGCUCAUGCUUCAAGAUAUUGUGGUGAAGGUUCCAGAAAACAUGAGAAGCGAAGACAGCCUCAAAUCUGCUCUUCUUAGAAUAUUAGAUCAGAACUAAAAAGCAGGACCGACGGAUCGUUCAAGGCAAUGUGUGUGUCCGCACAUGGUCGAUCUUUGAAUUGGGUAAACCUUGAUUUUCAGUUUGCCAAGUUUGAAUUUAUUUAUUUAUCUCUGUAUUAAUAAAUAAUUGAAGUUCCUUA
Messenger RNA from Prunus avium (sweet cherry), 1832 nucleotides. Its product is annotated as basic helix-loop-helix (bHLH) DNA-binding superfamily protein. The record is from RefSeq and is a predicted model, not a curated record. Gene Ontology annotation, cellular component: nucleus. Lineage: Eukaryota; Viridiplantae; Streptophyta; Magnoliopsida; Rosales; Rosaceae. Gene Ontology annotation, biological process: regulation of DNA-templated transcription. Gene Ontology annotation, molecular function: protein dimerization activity; transcription cis-regulatory region binding; DNA-binding transcription factor activity.